UCUAACCUAACACUGCUCCGAGUUUCGAACUCCGAUAAAUAGCAGAUGAACGCCCGGCUCAUUAUUUUGAAAGAAUUUAAUAGUGUGAUCAAUAUACAACGAUUUAUUACAAUGUCCCAUUUAUUGGACAAAGUGUUAGAUAUUGAUAUUGAUGGUCAUGGAAGAUUUAAAUAUAUCUUAAUCAACGUAGAAGAUGAUGUUAACAAAACUAGUAAACAAAUCGUUAGAGGAUAUGCAAGAGCACAGUGGCAUGAUAAUAUACAGCAUGGACCAAAAGUCUAAAAAGCAUAUACCAUGAUGAUUUUAGAACGGAUAGAGGUAGAUUCACUAAGGAAAGUGCACGCAAUAUAUCAGUCAAGAUUGGUUAUAGAUUUACUCAGAAGUUGCUAGCAAAUUGGCAUUAAUAUAUCUGCAUUAAGCUUAUGAUUUGCUGGCAAAGUCUGCUUACAGAAUCUAUAGAUAGCAGAUUGGCUGCAAAAAUUAAGUAGGAUCUGCUAAUAUAACUUGAUAUCAGAUUGUCGGCAAACACUGAGCAAGAUGUGCAACUUUUAAUCAUUUAUAUAAAAUUGUGCAUUUAAAGAGUCGACCUUAAGUAGUAAAAUGACGUUAUAAUGAAACUUAGCCACAAAAUGACCAAUUAGAUGUGCUAAGUUAGAUCUGAUGAGACCCUUUGGGAAAUGACGUUGAUAUUCUCGGGAUGUCAUUUUUUGAUGUUUAUUUGAUGGUAAAAAUAAGAUCACUUACAGUAUUAAUAUAUAAUAACACAUAUUAAUGUAA
Molecule: messenger RNA, 777 nt
Organism: Cataglyphis hispanica
Lineage: Eukaryota; Metazoa; Arthropoda; Insecta; Hymenoptera; Formicidae
Product: 14 kDa phosphohistidine phosphatase-like
Exons: 3
Coding region: 46-282 (78 amino acids)
Biological process (GO): peptidyl-histidine dephosphorylation
Cellular component (GO): cytosol
Molecular function (GO): protein histidine phosphatase activity
Source: RefSeq, a predicted model, not a curated record